AUGUGGAGGAGAAGGUCCCUGGGUGCCUGGGCACUCCUCGCCAGCCUGGCCGUGGCCAGCUGGGGUGUCCGAGGACAGACCGUAAUUGUGAAGGAAGUCAAUGGGAAGGUGUUUCUGAAAUGCAAAACAGACAGCCAAAAUCAGAUCAUAUGGCGGAAAGAUGGGAAUUGGAUAGACAACACCACGGAGUUGGACUUGGGCGCAAUUUAUGAUGAUCCCAGAGGCAUCUACACAUGUGAAACAGAAGGUGUAAAGGCAAGCACCCCCCUUCAGCUGCACUAUCGAAUGUGCCAGAACUGCAUCGAAGUGGACGCCCCCACCAUCUCGGGGAUCGUGAUCGCAGAUGUUGUCGCCACCGUCUUAUUGGCAGUCGCUGUGUAUUGCAUCACUGGCCACGACAAGGGACGCAUGUCACGAGCUUCUGACAGGCAGAACCUGAUUGCCAACGAGCAGGUCUAUCAGCCCCUUGGCGAGCGGGACGAUGGACAGUACAGCCGGCUGACAACUGCCAAGGCCCGCAAGUGA
This is a messenger RNA of Mesitornis unicolor (brown roatelo), 525 nucleotides long. RefSeq names its product CD3d molecule, delta (CD3-TCR complex) (gene CD3D). Gene Ontology annotation, cellular component: alpha-beta T cell receptor complex; external side of plasma membrane; membrane. Lineage: Eukaryota; Metazoa; Chordata; Aves; Mesitornithiformes; Mesitornithidae. Gene Ontology annotation, molecular function: transmembrane signaling receptor activity. The coding region runs from base 1 to 525 and encodes 174 amino acids. The record is from RefSeq and is a predicted model, not a curated record. The transcript is spliced from 5 exons. Gene Ontology annotation, biological process: cell surface receptor signaling pathway; positive thymic T cell selection.